Messenger RNA from Andrographis paniculata, 1939 nucleotides. RefSeq lists its product as uncharacterized. Gene Ontology annotation, biological process: regulation of signal transduction. Gene Ontology annotation, cellular component: endoplasmic reticulum membrane. Bases 49 to 1752 code for a protein of 567 amino acids. The transcript is spliced from 14 exons. NCBI's taxonomy places the organism in Eukaryota, Viridiplantae, Streptophyta, Magnoliopsida, Lamiales, Acanthaceae. The record is from RefSeq and is a predicted model, not a curated record.
UGGUGUUGGGCAGUCAUUUAUAGAUCGAAGCUCCAGAGCUCCUCUCCAAUGGCGAAAUCUCAAGCUUCGGCGUUGGUGGAGCCGUUCUGCACUUCCGCUAUUGCUCUGCUCCUUAUACUGGUCACCUGCGUCGACCUCUGCGACGCCGUCGCCGUCGUCGAUGUCUACCGCCUCGUGCAGUACGAUCUAGCCGGCGUGCCCUUUGGAUCCCGACUGGCCGCCCUCAAUCAUCACGCAGGCUCUUCCUUCUUCUCCUCCUCCUCCUCCGCCGCCGCCGAUCUUUCUCGCACUGUUCUUAUCCUCCCUGUCCGCGAAUUGAAUCUCACCUUCAUUAAAGAAUAUAUUGGUCAGAGGAAGCCACUGGGUGGGUUGUUACUUCUACUUCCCUCAAUCUUUAAUCCCCACAAUUGGGAUCACAAUAGUGAUAAUGAGGUCGAUUCUGCAAACGGCGUAACCAAGAGUAUGUUGACUGAGCUGGAGCAGUUGCUUAUACAUGCAAACAUCCCUUAUCCUGUGUACUUCGGUUUUGAGGAUCCCAAUGUUAUUUCCGUUCUUGCUGAUGUUAAGAAGAAUGAUGUCACUGGUCAACCAGCUACUGCCACAACUGGCGGGUACAAGCUUGUUGUCGCUACGCCAGAACCCAAGAAAAUUGCUUCUCCAACUAUCACAAACAUUCAGGGGUGGUUACCGGGAUUGAAAGCUGAUGGGGAUUCGAGUCAGCUUCCCACCAUAGCUAUUGUAGCAUCAUAUGAUACUUUUGGGGCUGCACCGGCAUUAUCUGUGGGAAGUGAUAGCAAUGGAAGUGGUGUUGUUUCACUUCUAGAAAUAGCAAGGUUGUUUUCGAUUUUAUAUUCAAGCCCUAAGACAAGAGGAAAGUAUAACUUGCUCUUUGCGCUGACCUCUGGAGGACCUUAUAAUUACAAUGGAACUCAUAAGUGGCUUCGUAGCUUGGACCAACGAUUGCGUGAGACCAUCGAUUAUGCUAUUUGCCUGAAUAGCAUUGGCUCGGCUCGCAAUGAGUUAUGGAUGCACGUGUCUAAGCCUCCAGACAAUGUUUACAUAAAACAAAUUUUUGAGGGUUUCACCAGUGUGUCCGAAGAAUUGGGACUUAAAGUUGGAUUAAAGCACAAGAAGAUCAACAUUUCUAAUCCUCGAGUGGCAUGGGAGCACGAGCAAUUUUCAAGGCUGAGAGUUACAGCAGCAACAUUGUCUGAGCUUUCUAGUGCGCCUGAUUUCCUGGAAAGUACCGGAGGUUUGUCAGAUAGCAGACAUGAAGUUGAUGAAGCUUCAAUUCGUCAAAAUGUCAAACUAGUUGCCGAAAGUCUUGCAAGGCACAUUUAUGGCCUUGAGGGAAAAAAUGUAGAUAUAUUCGCAGAUGGUACUAGUCUAUCUGUAAAUCCUUAUUAUAUUCACUCGUGGUUACAAUAUUUGUCGAGAACGCCUAGAGUGGCUCCGUUUCUCUCCAAGAACGAUCCUCUUAUCAUGGCACUGAAAAAGGAAUUAGCCGAACACACAAUGGAUGUGACUGUACAACAGGAAGUUCUCGAAGGCCUGCUAACUUUUUAUGAUUCAACAAGCAGCAGAUUGCAUAUAUAUCAGGUUGCUAGCGUGACAUUCGAUUUGCUUUUGCUACUUGUUCUCGGAUCCUACCUCAUCACUCUCUUCAGUUUUCUGGUUAUCACAACAAGAGGUCUUGAUGAUCUGAUUAGCCUGUUUCGCCGUCCCACUUCCCGGAAACUAAAAACUGCUUGAUUAUCGACCUGGAUAUCGUCCAGUGAGACUAUUUAUCGACCUUGAGUAGCCGAAUGCAGGAUUACUUGUUGGAUUAAGCUUCGGACGAGCAGAUGAACUGGUAGGCUUAAUAUUUAACAGUUUUCAUGUUUAACAUAACAUAGUUUCUUUCUUCGGAUAAAUUAAUGCUAUAAAACAAUUUUGUUUA